UCCCCUUUUCUGUCUUUCUUUCUCCCCCCCCCCGCCCCCCGGAGGAUCUCGGGUCAGGUCUAACAGACCGUCUCGGGGGGGAGGCUUCACUUUUUCAUUUCUUCGCACAAGACCCAGGGAGCCCCCACCCCCCGGCCCGGGGGUCUCUGUCCCUCCCGGGGCUGCGAGCCGCCGAGAUGAGGGCUGGAUUUCAGCCGAUCAGCGGAGGGGAGGAGGACGAAGUCCCGCCGGACCCCGGGCCGGGGAUAACCUCGACCCUGGUGCUGUCGGUCUUCACGGCCGUGCUGGGGUCCCUGCAGUGUGGGUACAACAUCGGUGUCAUCAAUGCCCCCCAAAAGAUCAUCGAGCAGAACUAUAACGCCACCUGGCUGGCGCGGCACAACGCGUCCAUCGAGCUCUCCACGCUCACCACCCUCUGGUCCCUGUCGGUCGCCAUCUUCUCCAUCGGGGGCAUGAUCUCCUCCUUCCUGGUGGGGGUCGUCUCCGAGUGGCUGGGCAGGAAGCGGGCCAUGAUUCUCAAUAACGCCCUGGCCUUCCUGGGCGGGGCCCUCAUGGGGCUGGCCAAGCUGGGCUGCUCCUACGAGAUGAUGAUCCUCGGCCGCUUCCUGAUUGGUGCCUUCUCAGGGCUGGUAUCUGGCUUGGUCCCCAUGUACGUGGGUGAAAUUUCCCCCACCCGCCUGCGGGGGGCGCUGGGGACCCUGCACCAGCUGGCCCUCGUCAUCGGGAUCCUCAUUGCCCAGGUGUUCGGGCUGGAGUCCCUCCUCGGCGGCCCCGAGCUGUGGCCCCUGCUGCUGGGGCUGACGGUGGCCCCCUCGGCCCUGCAGCUGGUGCUGUUCCCCUUCUGCCCCGAGAGCCCCCGGUACCUCUACAUCAUCCGCAACAAGGAGUCCAAGGCCAAGGAGAGUUUGAAGCGGCUGACGGGGCGCAGCGACGUGAGCGAGGCCCUGACAGAGAUGAAGGAGGAGAAGCGGCGCAUGGACAUGGAGCGCAAGGUCUCCAUCGCCCAGCUCUUCCGCUGCCGGAUCUAUCGCCAGCCGCUGCUCAUCGCUGUGGUGCUCCAGCUGUCCCAGCAGCUCUCCGGCAUCAAUGCGAUAUUCUAUUACUCCACCAGUAUCUUUGAGUCAGCCGGGCUGGAGCAGCCGGUGUUCGCCACGAUCGGCGCUGGGGCCAUCAACGCUGCCUUCACCGUUGUCUCGCUGUUCCUGGUGGAGCGGGCAGGCCGCCGGACGCUACACCUGGUGGGGCUGGCAGGCAUGAUGGUGUGUGCCGUGGUGAUGACGGUGGCGUUGGUGUAUCUGGAUCGGGUGCCGGCCAUGAGCUACAUCAGCAUGGUGGCCAUCUUCGGCUUCGUGGCUUUCUUCGAGAUCGGGCCGGGGCCCAUCCCGUGGUUCAUCGUGGCCGAGCUGUUCAGCCAGGGGCCCCGCCCGGCAGCCAUGGCGGUGGCCGGGGGCUGCAACUGGACCUCCAACUUCAUCGUCGGCAUGGCUUUCCAGUCCAUGGCGGAUGCCUGCGGGCCAUACGUCUUCCUCAUCUUCGCGGCCCUCCUCCUUGGUUUCUUCCUCUUCACCUACUUCAAAGUCCCCGAGACGCGGGGCCGGACCUUCGACCAGAUUGCUGCCGCGUUCCGACGCACCCCGUCUCUGUUAGACCACGAAAUCAAACCCUCCACCGAGCUGGACUGUCUGGGGCAAGACGACAACGCCUGACCCGGGGCGGGAGCAAUCGGCCAGAGAGAGAGACACAAGAGGAAUGUAACCGUAACCCAGCACUUUAAAGACACAGCAAGGUUUAGAGAUUUUUUAGGUUAGUUGUUUUGUUUUUAGCUUUGUGGGUUUUAUUUUUAAGAUUAUAGAGAGAGAGAGAAAGAGAGAGAGAAAGAGAGUGAUUGUGUUGUGUGUGUGUGUCGACGGCAUGGAGAUAAAGACCUGUUGGGAGCUGCGGAAGGAGCUCGAUUAAAUGACAAAGGAAGGGGAACCUGGAGGAGAAUCCAGCUCAGCUGGGUGCACGCUCUUGGAAUCGGAAGUGGGGAAAAGACCUCUCCGAGACCAUAUCCAGCAGCUGGAACAGAUGUUCAGGCAUUCCCGAGCAAUGUAUGACACUAGUCGGCUCCAGAACCGUUGACGCCAAUGGCUGGAGUAGAUUCUGCGUCGAUUCAGGGACAGGAGACUUUUCUAUCGAUGAGAAGGUAGAAAGGCAAAACGCUGGUGGAGUUCUUUCGAUCCUACUGAACGGUCCCCCCGCCGUCAACGGAGUUGAGCCAAAGGGCCAGAACGAGCAUGACCGCCUCACGUGCUCUAACGCCGAGAGCUAGAAAGGUUGGAGCAAGAAGGCCGGGCGUCAUGGACGCCGUCAAACGCCGUGACGCCGUCGCUGAAUGGCAAGGCUCCUACGGGCAGGAGCUGUGGCUCUUUGCCCUACGCAUGGUCCCUGUAGUCUAGUGGCCCAACCGUGAUUGUGACCAGCACUAGAUCCCUUGGAGGAAACCUUUCAGCGAUACAAUGGAGUCACCUGUUAACUCUCCAUGGCUGGCGAUUGACUCCUAGUGGCAAAUAUCAUGAGAACGUCCAUCCUUCUCCGUCCAAGCCAGCAGAGCAGGAUUUCCUGGAUGCUCUGACCUGGGACAUCCCUUCCCGUCCAUCUUCUGAGGUUUGCAGAUCUAAGGGGACCUCACCACUCUUCCUGGAAAGCGAGCGUCAAGAGAAGAUGGUCAACUCAUCUUUGGAGGAGAACUGGUUGCGAUGGGCUGACAAGGGAGGGGGAGAAAGCUAUCACUCAAGGUGGGGAAGCUUUUGAGAAAGGGUGCAUUGGGUUUUGUGAACUGCAGUCCGCACCAGUUGCAAGUCAACGCAGAAUGUGGGACAUCCGCUCCACAGCUCAUAUCUAUAGGGACAAGGAAUGGCCCGAUUGGAUCAGACCCAUGGUCCACCUACCCCGCUAUUGUGUUUUAACAGGACGGUGUCCUCAGCCUUGCAUGCAGAAGACACGAUGCUAGGAAGCAGUCCAGGACAAUUUGCUAGUUAAAGAUGGUGGGAUCGUUGGUUGGUUGAUUAUUUUUAAGAAGGCACCCGGAACAGAGUUGUUAAAAUUACCGCUCUCCAUUUCGGCUGCUAGCUGACCGAUGGACGUCUGAAGCCAGCCAGUUGCGUUGACCUACAAAGACCAACCUUGCUAAAAUGUUAGCGAUUAGACCCGACACGCCGCUGCGUUUGGGGUGGGACAAACGAGGAACCCAUUUAAGCAGAUGACGGGCACGAGAGAUCAAUAUCUGUGCUUGAACACAGUUUAUGGACGAAGCCAGGAAGCUUCUGAACCGUUAGUAGGAUCUGAGAGAGUUUCUGUUUUGUAAUUAACGGAGGCGCUUGUCUUAAAUGUCAGGGACACAUGGAGAGGCAUUAGCGCAUUAUGCGACCUUUUGUAUUUCGGCGAGAAGAAUGUAAGUAAUUCUUUGUAUAUAAAGGACGUAGUCAAACCGAG
Messenger RNA from Mauremys reevesii (Reeves's turtle), 3474 nucleotides. It is a transcript of the gene SLC2A4, whose product is annotated as solute carrier family 2 member 4. The transcript is spliced from 11 exons. NCBI's taxonomy places the organism in Eukaryota, Metazoa, Chordata, Testudines, Geoemydidae. Gene Ontology annotation, biological process: D-glucose transmembrane transport; cellular response to insulin stimulus. The coding region runs from base 177 to 1706 and encodes 509 amino acids. Gene Ontology annotation, cellular component: membrane. The record is from RefSeq and is a predicted model, not a curated record.